Molecule: messenger RNA, 912 nt
Organism: Cooperia oncophora
Lineage: Eukaryota; Metazoa; Nematoda; Chromadorea; Rhabditida; Trichostrongylidae
Source: the annotation of a GenBank genome assembly
AUGACUGCUGUGUCACCGGUCUCGACACACAGCUACCACUGGCGUUCGGAAUCACGUCAGACACAGGAACCACAGGACGAAAUCGUCAGUGGCACCCUUACCGCUCUAAAAGAUGAAGUUGAUAAGACAACGGAGGUGAUUCGAAGAAAAGGACAACAAAUGCGCAUGGAACGCCGCCAGUUCCAGACCGAGAUGGAGGUGACCGGAAGAGUUUCCGUCUCACCAACGGACGAGUUUCUGAGUACACGACUCAGGACCAUUUCUAUGGAGGACAUGAAUCGUGAACUUGGAAAGAUCAAGGAAGAUCAACGCCAGAACGCUGUAACAGACACAUUGGCGGCACUUGUGUAUGAUGUGAACGCGACAGCUGAGGUGCUCAGACGAGGACAUGGACGAGGAAGAGAUGGCAAGAAAAGCGUUCAAAGAGAAGAGAUCGAAUAUCGCCUACGUCUCUCGCCUCCAGUCGAAGAAGAACGCCCAUUCCCUUCGCCGAAGCCACGGACUAUACCAGAAGAGAGGUAUACGGUAGAUGAGGUGUCGCGCGACUAUGGAGUGGCAAUGAGCGAGAGCCAGACAAACAGCCUUCGUCGCACACGAGCGCGAUCUGAAACUCCGAGGAGGACGCUCCAGAUCGAGGGUUCUCCACCACCGACAGCGCCUGUGGUCUGUGCCUAUUGCAGUGAAGAGAUCGAUGGUCCCAUUCUCACAGCUUUAGCACCAAACUCCGAACGAGCUCAGAAAUUCCAUACAUAUCAUUUCAUGUGUUGCUAUUGUCAAAAGGCUUUGAAUAUGCAUGGCACAUUCAGAGAACACGAUAGACGGCCUUACUGCCAUGACUGUUUCUACAGACUUUACAAUGGCCUACUGUACAAACCGGAUGAGCAUCAGAAGACUAUCGAGAAGCUUAUUUGA